UAGCAGAAGUGGUAUCAGCAGCAUUUGACUGUGCAGCUGACGGGAGUGCCUGUGUUUGCAAGAGAGGCAGAGAGAGGGUGUGAGAGACAGGAAGAGAGGGAGUGAGAGAGCAGCAAGAAAGAGAAUAGGAAGGGAGAGGAAAAGAAAGGGAUACAGGCAUCAUGUUGUGCUGCAUUAGAAGAACUAAACAGGCUGAGAAGAAUGAUGAGGCCAAUGCGAAAGCCGACCAAGAGACCACCAAACCAGAAGACAAGGCCCACAAGGCUGCCACCAAAAUCCAGGCCAGCUUCCGUGGCCACAUAACACGAAAAAAGCUGAAGGGGGAGAAGAAAGGAGAAGCGGCCGCCGUGAAGAAAACGGAAGGUGGGGAGAAAAAGGAAGAGGCUAAAGUAACGGAAGCCACCAAGGAUCAAGAGGCAAAAGCGACAUUGCCGGCGGCGUCUGAUUCGAAAGGGAAGACAGAGGCAACAGAAAAGGCAGCGAGCAAUCCCGAAACAACUCCCUCAGAUGCUGGAAAAGCGUCGGAGGCAAAGGAGGCGCCGACGGAAAACUCGGCAAAGGCGAAGGCAGCGGCGACAGACGACAAAGCUACUACUGGCGAGAAGGAUGCUGAGGGGACAGGCAGUGCCGCAAGUACAGCCGCUGAAAGUGCCCCGUCUUCAAACGUCAGCUCCAGCCUGGACAAGGAGAAGAAACAAGCAGAGGCGCCUGCCACUGAGGCCAGUGAAGGAGCAACAAAGGCCCAAACGGAGACAGCUGCCAGCACCACAGCACCAGAGAAAACAGAUUCUGCAGAUGAAAGUAAACCCUCUGAAAGUGCCCAAACUGAAGAGGUUAAAGGAGAUGAAAAGAAGGCCACGGUGGAAAAUGCCUGAAGAUGGAAGGUCCCAGCCCCAACUACUCUCUCCCCUUUGAUGUGUGGACCAUUCCCCGUAUGGCUAAAGGCGGGAAAGUUUUCCAGUCAAACAGUGUGGCUUAAUUUAAAUGUUCUUGGUGUUGUUCUGGCAGUUUGAUGAUCAUCAUUUGGAAUUUUUUGCACUGUACAAAAUUUCUCUGGCUCUCUGUCUCACUGUUUGCAAUGUUAUUUUACGAAGUAAAAAUGUAAGUGAAAAUGGUAUCCUUUUAAAUGUGAUUGGAAUGAAUAUCCAUUUGUUUUAAGAAUAAAGCAAAGUGGCAAUUAUUGGUGGGUAAGGCCUCAUUUUGAUCCUAACUUUGAGGUUGUUAUUUAUCUUCACAGCAAUCUCCAUUUAAUUGAUCAAAUAAUAUUUAAUUGUAAUCUAACUAAUUGCAGUCUAACUAACCUGAUUUUAGUUUACCCAACAAUUCAUGAAUAUUUGAUGAUUAUGUCACUGCCUCGUAACUUAUACACAAGUGUCCUGUUGACAUAUGUUUGUUGCAUGACCUUUGACAGAAUUACAUUACGCAAUUGGGAGAGGAGUGUAUUGAUUAUUUAAUUGCUAUUCAACGGCAGCCUGCAGAUAUAAAAUGUGACUAGCUGACUUCUAUAUUCCUCUUUCUUUGAUGUUUUCUGCUCUGCCCUGCAAUUUGCUGCAAUACUGUUAUCAGUUUAUCUUGAUGGAUGCCCUAUGCUGUUCAGCAGUAAUCUGGUAAAAAAUAUUGAAAACAAAGUCUGCUAUUUUGCCUAUUCACAUUAAAUAGGGGGAAAAUUUUACAGAAUGCAAGAAAGGUCCUCAUUCGAUUUUAUGAAAGCAGCUAAAAAUAGGGAAUAAUAAGAGCUGACAGAAUGACAGAAUUCAAAAGGCAUUGGAUAAUUUGACUAUUAUACAUAGAAAAUAAUGCAUUUGGGGAUUUUUGCAUGAAUUGUACGCCAUUUUACAUAAAUGUACUGCCUGUGUGUAUCAAACACCACAGUCAAUUGGCACAUGAUUCCAGACAAAAACCCAUGCAUUUAUUCAUUGGGAAACAUUGAAAAAAAGAGCAAAACCCAUUGUGCCGUGCUUAAAUACAAAUGCCAAUAAUGGGUUUAACAUGUGUGAAAGUACUCUUCUUUGCUAUCAGAUCUCCAACAGUUCCUGGACAGGUUUCCAAUUCCAGCUCUUCAACUCCCUACGCAUUCGAGAAAAUUUUCAUUUCAUUCACAACAGGGCUAGCUAGCACAGAAACUGUCUCCAGUAAUGCACUGCGGGGAAAUUGAUUCACGUUGCUGCCUUAACUACAGGUCCUCGCACCAUUCCAAAGACACAUGCAGCAUGUAUGAAAGAAUUAGCAUGAGCGUUGAUCUGGUGUGGGGGAAACAAGAGAGCAAGAGUAAGUUUGUUCAUCUAUUGGAAGUCAAUGAAAGAGCCAAAAUCACAUCAGUGUCCCUCGAACCCGCAAAACAUCUCCACUUACAGACCUCUUCACAUGUCUACAGGGCUGUGACUCACACGUUAGCCUCAGGGCAUUCCAAAUCCUUGACUAUUAUUGUAGCACUUCUGGUGAUAUCCAUUACAGUCAUUGCUAGAACAUACUUUUGCUGGAAGUUUGGCAGCUUUUCUUAAAUUAUUAGUUGCUUUAACAUAUUCAGCAAAAGAGAAUUGUGGACAAUUUAAAAAAUAUUAUGCCUAUGCCUGGAAGAAUAUUCAAUUGCUAUUAUUGAGAUUCCAUAUAAAGUGUUGAGUUAGCAUUGGUAACACAUUCUGAGAAUGUUACAAAGCAGCGAUGCAUUUGACAAAAUAGAUCAUCCUUGUUUACACACAUGUAUUAUAUUCCUCCCACUUACAGAACAAUACAUUUGAAUCAUUUACUUCAUCACAUUACUUUUAAGGCAAUAACCUGGCUUUGAAAAGUUAACCUCUGUUGGGAAUCAUAAGUUUCAUAAGUGUAACAAAAUUCUCAAAUUUCAAAAUUGAACAAGUCAGAUUCCUUCAGAAUUUGGCAAAAAGCAGGAUAAAACAUAUCAGGUCUUAAUAAUAUACUAUUAAAACUAUCUCUGCACCUAUAAUAAAAAUGAAAGUUUUUCCUGAAUAUAUUUCAAGACACAUAUUCCUUGCUGAAUAAUAUCAUCAAUAUUAUGCACACUCAAUGGGCAAUAUCUUCACUGUGCAAAUCUGAAUUCAGUAUAUCUUAAAAUGCAAGUUGCAUAGCGUUCAAUCGAUUCAUUGGUUUGAAAUAAUAAUGAGAACAUUUAAAAAUGACUUGAUAUAUCAAAAUAGAUAGGAAUGCACAAUCCGUUUUAACUUCUAGCUUUUUUGCCACUUAACCAAAACCAAUUAAAAUACAUAGCAAAAAGUGUGAAUCUUAUUUUGAUAAAUACUUCCAACAUUUCCAAAGUGUGAUUUUAAUUGGUGAUUAGUUUAAAAGGCACGGUAAUAUACCUAACUUAACGGCAGAAAUAAUAGUUAUAUUAUUUUUUAUUAAUUGGAAACAUCAAGACUGGAAAAUGCAUUCACUAAAACAUAUUCCUACACCUGGGCUGAUUAUAUGAAUGUGUGCAACUCAUGACAAUCUUAAUUGAAGCAGAGUUGAUCCAAUCUUCUUACCAAGUUUCACAGAGGAAUUGUUCAACUGUUCUUACCUGAACUUUGCACUCCGAUAUUUUACUAUUGGUGGUGCGAGAAAACUCAUUUUUGGAAAUAUACCCAAAAGGUAGGUCCUGAAAUCUAUAAUAAUAAUUAAUUGAGAAACUGAAAAAAAGUCUUCAUCUAGUUUCCUCUUCUGAAAAAUUGGUAAUUUAACCUAAAACUCUGAGAUAGUUAACAUUGGACUCUGGAAUCCAGCUAUUUACGACGCACAUUGGCAAUUAAUAAUUACUAGUGUUGUUGAUUUUCUGGCCAUUUUCCCUUUCUGGCAAACAAAAACAAAAUGUAAUUCACUUUUGUAAAAGUUCCAUCGUUGCUUUAAAAAACACCUAUAAUUCCCAAAUCUAAAUGCUUCUGGUUCUCGACGUCAUCCAUGAUGACGUACCAUAAAUAUAACCAAAGUUAAUGACAUUUAACCCAAGUGCAUAAUUAGUGUUCAUCUCUGGUGCCAUCAGUUGACAUUUUCAAUGCCCAAUCUCUUAGAAACAGUUCUACUUUUCGACAAUUGUUUAUUGUAGCUACAAUUAAAAUUGGGAAUUGUUUCCUGCAAUUGUUGCCACUGUUAUUGUGAAAAUACAUGAAAGUUUGGUGAAAACUCCAGGGAUUGAGAAAAUGGCUAUAGAGGCCGACAAGGGUAUACCAAUUACUUAAAUUUCUGUGGGAAAUGCAGAGGGGAGCAUGAAAGGGCCUGGAAACAAUCCAAUCUACUUUUCUUGGCUUGGUUAAAUAAGUACAUUGUGAAAACAUUGUGAAUCUCAGCACAAGAAAUAUAUUUUUAAAAUAUAUUGCCAAGCUUUCUAUACCUCUGCUUACAAAUAGGCAGCACUAAAUCAGCUUUCUGGUUGGUAUUUGCAUACCACAAAAUGCUUUUGCUAUGGGUAGUUACUUGUACCUUGUUACAUGUUACAUUAGUGCAGUGGCAUUGUUUUGUUAACCUUGGGCUAAAUAAUCUAAUCCACUGGCUGUUAUUCAGCCUUGUAGCUGCCAGAGAGAAUGAUUGCAACAUCAGAUAUAACUGGCUUUGCCUUGUUUAUUCUGCAAGGUAUUUGGCUGAAGUUUAUUAUUCACAAAUUGAAGUUAAUAGGGAAAUGAAGGAAACUGAAUUUUAAUAAUGAUUCCAGCCCCAAAGUAAACAUAAGGAAUGCAUAUCAGUGCAGUGAGAUUUCAUAGGUCAGACCAAACAAUAACAUGGUUGUUUAAAAUGAAGUUUUGAACCUACUGUUUUUAAGAUGAACAUAACCAAAAUAGGAAAUGUUUAAUAUUGUUCUUGAAGUGACUUUUUAUAAUGCUGUAUCAAUAUAAUCCUAUUCAUUAAUGUGAGCAUGAAUUGCCUUGCCAUUUGAAUAGACUGCAAUCUUUUUGCCAUACCAGAAGCAACUGCAUUAAGUGUCUUCUUAGAAUGACAGUUUACAGAGGUAGUACGAACUAAAUGCAUAGAGGUCACCUCCCAAUUUUAAUCAGACAGUCUCUUAAACCUCACCAAGAUAGAAUCAUGGUUAGUGGACUGGAAGUGGGUGUACUUUGUAACACAUAUAUUUGUAAUAGUCCAAGUAGCAAUUUACAGGUUUGUUCAUCAGAACACAGGGGACCACUGUAGCUACAAUUGUAGGCAUCCGUCAACCAUUUUAGUAAUUGACCGCUUAAUAAUAGGUUUCACAGGCUUCUAGAUAAGUUGCAAAGAUGGUGGCAAUGGUGAAACAGGCCAUGGAUAGCAGGCGACUUUAACAAAAGCAAUUACUUGGUGGUGGGAGGUAGGAUUUAAAAUUGGGUCACAAUCCAGCUCUAUUUGAAGCAAGCUUAGAACCCUUGGUCUCCUCUUUUUUUUAAAAUUAAAAAUAAAACAAAACUAAGUUAAGGAAGAGUUGAGAUUCUGUACGCAUGCUGGUCUUAGGUUUCAAAUUGUACCAAUGUUGUAUUUGUUGGAGCUGUACUUUUGACUUGGACCUAAUUGAUGCUUAGGCUGAAAAGUUUUUAAAAAAGGCUGCGUGUAUAUUUCCAACUGCAUUGCCACAAAUUGAAACUCCAGCAGAUACUAAAUCUGUUGGUAGUAUGAUUGUUAUGGAUAAUUUCUCAGUAUGUUGCCUAUCUUUACAUGAAACAGGUCAAAUGUAAUCAAAUGACAGGUGAGAACCGUCAUUAGCCACCUUAAAUGUCAUGUAGUCUAUUUUACAUCUGUCUCAGUAAUAAUCGUGUAAUUUAGAGUGUGAUAAUCUUGUAUGGAAAACCUUCCCCUUCUAAGUUGGUAUGUUGAAUCCACUGCAGUACAGUGCCAAUUAGGCUUUAAGAUCUUGCACAAAGUAGAGAAUAUAUUUUACGAGGAUGUUAAAAUGAGGCCCCAGGUGUCCUAUUGGUAAAUCCUAUUGAACACCAUAAACGCCAAUAUCAUCAUGCUUAACCAUAAGGCUCAGACAAUGUACAAGUGUGUUUUACGAAUUCACCAUCCUCAGAGCACAGAGUUUGUAGUUGGAAACAUACAUUUCUUUCAGCCUUAGUGAAUUUUUUGAUUGCCUUCCUGCCUACUUGAUUGGCCACUGCCUUACGCAAUCCUGAUCUACUUGCUUGGUGCCGUUGAGUCCUUGUGAUGUUCUGUAGUGCUUGAUUGCUGGUAUUUUUGUACUGGUAAAUUAUUUUUACUCAGCAGUAAUGAUAUUCUGAAUUUGUGAGUGUGUGUAAUCGGUGUGGCAUCUAAGAUGGCUGAUGCAGAAUGUGGCCUGCCUUUUUUUCACAAAACGUUAGAGAGACAAUGGGGAGAAUGAAAAAAUAAAAGUCACCAGUCUUCACAAUA
Messenger RNA from Amblyraja radiata (thorny skate), 6306 nucleotides. RefSeq names its product growth associated protein 43 (gene gap43). NCBI's taxonomy places the organism in Eukaryota, Metazoa, Chordata, Chondrichthyes, Rajiformes, Rajidae. Gene Ontology annotation, biological process: regulation of growth. Bases 162 to 875 code for a protein of 237 amino acids. The record is from RefSeq and is a predicted model, not a curated record. Gene Ontology annotation, molecular function: protein binding. The transcript is spliced from 3 exons.